This is a messenger RNA of Corvus hawaiiensis (hawaiian crow), 4035 nucleotides long. Its product is annotated as BEN domain-containing protein 5. Gene Ontology annotation, biological process: negative regulation of DNA-templated transcription; proteolysis. The transcript is spliced from 13 exons. The coding region runs from base 38 to 1534 and encodes 498 amino acids. The record is from RefSeq and is a predicted model, not a curated record. NCBI's taxonomy places the organism in Eukaryota, Metazoa, Chordata, Aves, Passeriformes, Corvidae. Gene Ontology annotation, molecular function: zinc ion binding; metallocarboxypeptidase activity; DNA binding.
AUGGCGACGGCCGGGCGGCGUUGGGGGGGGUGGCGGGAUGACAACAAAUAUGGCGGAGAGGAGCAGGACGGCAGAGACGGGCAGUGCCAUUGGAAGUGAUGAUAUCAUAGCAGGGAAUGUGAGCAAGUACAUUGUUCUCCCAGCUGGUUACUGUGGACAGCCUAAAAAAGGACAUCUUAUAUUUGAUGCCUGUUUUGAAAGUGGGAACCUUGGCCGGGUGGACCAUGUCACGGAGUUUGAAUAUGACCUCUUCAUUAGGCCAGAUACCUGCAACCCACGCUUCCGAGUCUGGUUCAACUUCACUGUGGAAAACGUGAAAGAAUCGCAGAGAGUGAUUUUCAAUGUUGUCAACUUCAGUAAAACCAAAAGCCUCUAUAGAGAUGGGAUGGCUCCAAUGGUGAAAUCCACAAGCCGACCAAAAUGGCAAAGAAUCCCCUCCAAAAACGUGUAUUACUAUCGCUGCCCAGACCACAGGAAGAACUAUGUCAUGUCCUUUGCUUUUUGCUUUGACCGAGAGGACGACACUUACCAGUUUGCCUACUGCUACCCCUACACCUACACUCGCCUUCAGCACUACCUAGACAACCUCCAGAGGAGGAACAUGGACUACUUUUGCAGGGAAUUGCUGGGGCUCAGUGUGCAGAAACGGCGGCUUGACCUCCUGACAAUAACCAGCCCUGCAAACCUGCUUCCAGGGGCUGAACAGAAAGUGGUGUUCAUCACUGCACGGGUCCAUCCUGGGGAAACACCCUCCUCCUUCAUCUGCCAAGGUAUAAUCGAUUUCCUCGUGAGCCACCAUCCAAUUGCAAAAGUACUCAGAGACCACGUGGUCUUCAAGAUUGCUCCCAUGCUCAAUCCUGAUGGAGUUUACCUAGGAAAUUACAGGUGCUCCCUGAUGGGGUUUGACCUGAACCGGCACUGGGCAAAUCCAUCUCCGUGGGCUCAUCCCACCCUGCACGGAGUGAAGGAGCUCAUCAUCGACAUGUACAACAACCCGAAGAUUAACCUGGAGUUCUAUAUUGACAUCCAUGCCCACUCCACCAUGAUGAAUGGCUUCAUGUAUGGGAACAUCUUUGAAGACGAGGAAAGAUUUCAGCGACAGGCUAUUUUUCCCAAGCUACUCUGCCAGAAUGCUGAAGACUUCUCUUAUUCCAGCACGUCAUUCAACAGGGAUGCUGUGAAAGCUGGGACAGGCCGGCGCUUUCUUGGCGGGCUCUUGAAUGACACAUCCUCCUGCUACACUCUGGAGGUCUCAUUCUACAGCUACAUUUUGGGUGGAACUGCUUCUGCCGUGCCCUACACCGAGGAAGCCUAUACGAAGCUUGGAAGAAAUGUGGCCAGGACAUUCUUGGAUUACUACAGGCUGAACUCCUUGGUGGAGGGACCACUAGCACCGACUCCUAAAACUUGGAAGGACAAAGUGCCACACUAUAAAUGCCCUGCCCAGCGGGGCCCAGGGAACAGCCACGCUGGAGGCAAACCCGACAAGAGGAGCCAGGCGCAUCUGAAGGAGCCGUCUCUCCCCACACGCUGAGGAGAGGAGAGGAGAGGAGAGGAGAGGAGAGGAGAGGAGAGCUGUAGGGCAAGGCGGAGGAGCACGUCGCAGUCAGGAAUCAAUGAUGUUUCUCUUUUUUUUUCCCCAGACAAGUAUUUCUAAGAUAACAAAUAGUCCAAGGAGCAAGGAGGGAGAGGGAAAUUAGCUGGAAAUUUUACUAUUGAUUCUUUUUUAUUUAUAGAUGGUGAAUCAAUUUCAGGGCUUUUUUUUUUUUUUUUUUCCUAUCUGUGGGGGGAAAAAAAAGGGUGAACUGAUAGAUUUGCAGAAAUCAUUUGUGGUGGCUGAAAAGCUAUUUGUUAAAAUGAGAAAGCCUCCCCUUCCUCCACCAGUCCUCUUCUCUCUCUUUAAAGGGGUAAUCCAUACAAUGAGCUAACGAGGGAGUCCUGGCCCUCUGCUGUACCAUGUGAUGUCUCCCCUUUUCGUGUCAGGCUCAGAAGCCCUUAUGCCUACUGCAUGUGCUAGUCCUGUUAGCUUGCAUUAAGAGAGCCUGAUAAAUAGCCAGGCAGGUGCUCCUCAUUAUGCAGUUUAUCAUCUGCUGCAUGGCUGGGUUUUUUGCUCUUCUAUCAGAUCAUUCGAGGAGAGGGGUCAUAUGAGAAAUGGGACUGUCGAGCUGAAGGCAUGAAACUUGCUGCAAGACCUGCCCAGGGUCAGGGCAGGGACAGUGGUCCUCCAUCAAAAACUGUCUGGGGCCUAGAAAGACCAGACUUGCCAACAAAUGUCUGACUGAGGCAGCCUGAGUGAGGAGUAGUGCUGAAAGGGGUGAACAGACAGCGUUGUGACACCACUGUAAGAAACCCCAAGUAAAACCUCAGCACCUCCCCAUGACAUGGACAGCCUGCGAAAUCUCUGCUCAAAGCCACUGUCACUAGCCAGUCUUGUCUCCUGCAGUGGGUGACCCUCUGAAACAUCUGACCAUGAUUCUCAAACUGCAGACAAAAAGAGGGUGACCCUGAGUGGAGUCUGAAUGUCUCCCAGGGGACGGAAAGGGAGAAUGCACUUAGAAGUGUUUCUUCUCAACCCAUCAGAAGCCUUGGGAAGCAGCUUCUCUUCACUGUCUUCUGCCAGGAGUUGGGCUGGAAUGGUGGCUUGAAGGAGAGAAGGUGCCAAGACCCAGUAGAUAAGAGGGAAAUGAUGAACUAGACUGAGGGUGAAAAAAGAUAUGUGAAACAUGACUGAAUGAGCUCCUCUUGGUGUGGGGUGGCCCUGAAAAAGUACUAACCCCAGACACUUCUCUGAUACAAGAGAUGUGCUGGUUGUUCCUCUGCUCUUUCUCAGGACAGGAAUGCUAUGAUCUAGGAGCAGAGUCAGGCUCAGCUGGGUCCUCACACUAGCCCGUGUGUGAAGAGAUUGCAUCCUGGGGAUAAAUGAAAAGGUAUGAGAAACACUGAGAACUACAGGCUAAACCAGACCUUUGGGGUGGUUUAAAUUUACUGUCCCUGGUGAAAGUACUCCCUGAUUCUUUGGUAGUAGAGACCUGGCUGAGAGGCCUGACCAAUGCUGAACCAGGGUGUGAUUCUAGGAAGAACUGAAAGCACCUUGCUUGCAUUCAUACUUCCUUCUUUAACAAUCUCGGUGGAUACAAGGGAAUUCUCUGUGAGGUCCUUGAGCUCCUUUCCAUACAAGUAAACACAAAGCAAGCAGGGUCAAGGCUGAGCUCUGCAUUCUGUGUGACCUCACCUGCUCUUCUGUAGCCACAUCCCAAUGGACCUCCUGGAAGCCACUGGCACAUGGUUUCCAUCCAGAUUGUAUUACUGCAGCCAGAAAGAGUGAGCAGGUACGAGUAAGGACAAAAGCUUGGCUUUGCAUGCCUCUGAAAAAGGACAAGCUACUCAGGAUCUGCCAAAACUUGAGCUGAAUAUCUCUGUGCAUUAGCCACCCUUUACCUGGGCUUUCCUUAGUUAGUUGCUCUCUGACAAAGGGAACUUGCUUGAAAGCAAGAAGGAGUUAUCCCACUGGAAGGAAAAUGAUUUAAAACACCAAGCAAACCUGUUAUCAUCAGUAUUUCAAGGUGAGAGGGUUAAACUGUGUACAUUUUUAGGGAGAAUAAAAUGCCUUCAUAUGAUGAAUUCCAAGGCAUCCAAAAGGCACAGUGCUGGCUCUCUGUCUCCAAAAGCAGAGUAAUGAAUAGCAGUGACAGUGUGAUAAUUAAAAUGACCUCUUGGAGAUAUGGAUUAGAAGGUACGCAGAGGGGAAAUAAGUCCUCCUUUGAAUUAAUCUAGUGCUAAUUUAUGACUACCAUUGGGUUUUAUAGGGUUUUAGUGGAAGACUUUCAAAGUUGGUUUACUGGAGUUAAAAUGUUCUUUCAUGUAUUCAUUGCAAAAACACUUGCAGAAUUCCUCGUUAUUUAUUUUUGGAUGUUUCUAUAUAUAUGUACACACAUAUAUAUAUAUAUAUAUAAAAUGAGAGCGUUUCAAUAUUUGCUUAGCCGCUAAAAAGCCUACUCUAGAAAUAUGAAUAAAGUGAUAAAAGCAGCUGUGGAA